Messenger RNA from Hippoglossus stenolepis (Pacific halibut), 1839 nucleotides. Its product is annotated as synaptosomal-associated protein 23. The transcript is spliced from 8 exons. Gene Ontology annotation, molecular function: SNAP receptor activity; syntaxin binding. Gene Ontology annotation, biological process: exocytosis; synaptic vesicle priming; synaptic vesicle fusion to presynaptic active zone membrane. Lineage: Eukaryota; Metazoa; Chordata; Actinopteri; Pleuronectiformes; Pleuronectidae. The record is from RefSeq and is a predicted model, not a curated record. Gene Ontology annotation, cellular component: plasma membrane; SNARE complex. The coding region runs from base 183 to 896 and encodes 237 amino acids.
UGCCCUCCGUUAGCUCCUCUCCGGCCCCGGGUUUGUUGGGCAGCUGUCAAAGUGGGGUGAGGGAGAGAAAGCGGAACUAGCUAACUAGCGAGCUAGCUGCACUUUUUUUGUUUAAGCUAGGUUAACGACUCCGGAGCGGACGCUGCCCCAGUUUACGACACCUUGAAACAACUUUCCACACAAUGCCGCAGAAUCUCGAGCUCGGUGCCACAGGAGGAGCCUCCAAACAGGACAGCAGCAAGAUGGAAGACAUGUCUGUGGAACAGAUUGCCAUGAGGGCCGACCAAGUGACUGACGAGUCACUGGAAAGCACGCGGCGGAUGCUGCAGAUGGCCGAGGAGAGCAAACAAACAGGCGUAAACACCAUGGUGAUGUUGGACCAGCAAGGAGAACAGCUGAAGCAUGUGGAGGACGGCAUGGACCAGAUCAACCAGGAUAUGAAACUGGCUGAGAAGAACCUCACCGAUCUGUCCAAGUGCUGCGGGAUCUGUGUCUGCCCCUGUGACAGGGUGUCAACUAUUGAGCAUGAGUCGAAAUAUAAGCGAACCUGGGGAAUCAGAGGAGUAGGAGGAGAUGGAGAAAGUGACGACGGUGGCUCGAAGGUGAUCUCAAGGCAGCCGCCGGGUGUUCGUAACGGUCAGGCCGGCCAGUUGAACGCCUCAGCCCCUUCAGGCCCGUACAUCAAGAGGAUAACCAACGAUGCCCGCGAGGAUGAGAUGGAGGAGAAUCUCGAUGCGGUCGGCAGCAUUAUUGGCAACCUGAAGAAUAUGGCUGUGGACAUGGGCUCUGAGAUAGACAAGCAAAACACGCAGAUUGACCGCAUCACCGACAAGGCGGACAUGAACAAGGUUCGCAUUGAUGAUGCGAACCAACGAGCCAACAAGCUCAUCAAAUAGACAAGGAACCACGCUUCUGCCAAUUUCAUCUAUCAACCUUGAGCCUGUGUCGCCCCCACACACACACACACACACACACACACGCAUGCACACACAUACUUGCACAUAUGCACAGACACACAACAUAAAAUAGAAAUCCACUCUGGGAGAAUGUUUAUGCCAGCAGUGUGCCUCCUGCCUUUACUGCACUAAUAUGUCAAGAGAGUAUAAACAUUUAUACAGUCUAUAAAUUGGCCACCACCUCGUAUCCUUAAACAUUUGUAUUCAUAGUCUCCGUGCUGGACUUGGGGAAGAAGUGUGGGCAUCAGGAGCUGCAGCAAACAGCCAGUGACUGAGUGCCUGUCACGGCUGUUUGAUACCAAAUAUGGACCCGACUUGUAUCGUAUCAUAUCACAACACACUCACAGGAAGGGAAGUAGCGCAGGUCAAAUACUGUUCCUGCUUAUUUUAAUCCCCCUGUUUGCUUUCCUCUUGAGUCAAGAGCUAUGAACUGUCUCUGUGUAUAUGCCUCUCUGGAAUUUAUGGACGAGGUAGAUCCAAGGUCUUUAAUUGUCUUUAAGUGAUAUACAGCACAACAUUAAAUUAUGUAUCACCCCCCCCAUUGGUUUUACCCUGAUAGAGCUGCAUCCACUUUGAUCAUAAAACAAAAUUCUUGGUCUAAAACAAAUCAAUCAAAUUCCUAUUGGUUCCCUGUUAAUUGUAUCGUGUAUUGUUUUGAGAUGCUUAUUUAAUUAUUCUUUAUCAAGCAGAAAUGACUUAUGAAUAAAGUUGUCUUUUCUUUUCUUUUUUUUUUAAAAACACUUUGUUCCCAUGUUAUUUUUUUGUCAUUUCCUCCCCAAGUUGUUUCAAAAACAAGAAAUAAAAAGUUGUGCUUUGGAGUCGCAGCAGAAACACUGUGACGCUGGGACUCCAAGCACCUUCCCCCUGAACGAGAGCAAUUUAA